Messenger RNA from Gossypium arboreum, 693 nucleotides. RefSeq names its product carboxyl-terminal-processing peptidase 2, chloroplastic-like. The record is from RefSeq and is a predicted model, not a curated record. Bases 1 to 693 code for a protein of 230 amino acids. Gene Ontology annotation, biological process: proteolysis. The transcript has 8 exons. NCBI's taxonomy places the organism in Eukaryota, Viridiplantae, Streptophyta, Magnoliopsida, Malvales, Malvaceae. Gene Ontology annotation, molecular function: endopeptidase activity; serine-type peptidase activity.
AUGCUGCUAAUACUUUGCCUCUUUGAUACUGAAGACUCGGCCGAAGAGCGCAAGUCUUCUUCUCCUCUAGAGGUCCCUGCUUAUGAAUAUGUCUAUGAUGCAGCAGAGAGAUUGCAGGGACCAGAAGGAAGUUCUGUGGAAUUAACAGUUCAAACCGGACCCGAAAUAAAGCACUUAGCUCUCACGCAAGCAAAGAUUUCACUGAAUCCUGUAAAAUCAAGGCUAUGCGAAGUUCCUGGUUCGGAAAAGAACUACCCCAAAAUCGGUUAUAUUAAGCUAACCUCAUUCAACCAAAAGGCUUCUGCUUCUGUCAAGGAAGUGAUCAAUACUUUAAGGAGUAAUAGCGUUAAUGCCUUUGUGUUGGACCUUCGUGAUAAUAGGUUAGACAAGGGCGUGAUUGUGUAUAUUUGUGAUAAUCAUGGAGUUCGAGAUAUAUACGACACGGAUGGAAGCUCAGCAAUUGCAGCUUCAGAACCCCUAGCUGUACUGGUGAACAUGGAUACUGCAAGUGCAAGUGAAAUUUUAACUGGUGCAUUGAAAGAUAAUAAGCGUGCAGUAUUGUUCGGAGAACCGACAUACGGCAAAGGCAAGAUCCAAUCGGUUUUUCAGCUAUCUGAUGGCUCCAGAUUGGCUGUUACCGUAUCUCAUUAUGAGACACCUGCAAACAACAAUAUCAACAAGGUUUACUUCUGA